This is a messenger RNA of Lineus longissimus, 5799 nucleotides long. Its product is annotated as protein spinster homolog 1-like. Gene Ontology annotation, cellular component: membrane. Gene Ontology annotation, biological process: transmembrane transport. NCBI's taxonomy places the organism in Eukaryota, Metazoa, Nemertea, Pilidiophora, Heteronemertea, Lineidae. The record is from RefSeq and is a predicted model, not a curated record. The transcript has 12 exons. Gene Ontology annotation, molecular function: transmembrane transporter activity. Bases 64 to 1905 code for a protein of 613 amino acids.
GAUGAGGUGGUGUGAUCGUUGAAUGUGUGCUCUGUUGAUAUUGAUAUUCUUGUGCCCGUUUCAAUGGUUCAGACACAUACUUCCGCGAAACUAUUUCCCAUUCAUGACAGUGUGCAUUUGGAAGAUAUGUCUUCUUCGUUAGAACAUGACAGUUUGGUGGAUGAAGGGGACGAUCCGAUGGAAAACGGCAUGAACGGAGGGCCGCGAACACGUCGGCGAACGACAAGCGGCAAUCAUUUUCACACGCCUGACCCAACUGUACAAAUCAACAACCCUUCAAUUAACGGUGUUGGGGAGGAACCUGAAGAAGAGGAUGAGAAGGUGGUUGAAAAGAGGAACAGAAAGACUUCGCCAAAGCCCUCGUGUCGGGCAUAUAUCACGGUUUCAAUAUUGUUAUUCAUCAAUCUUCUCAACUACAUGGACAGAUUUACCAUUGCCGGUGUAUUAAAACAAGUACAGGACUACUACAACAUUGACAAUGCAACAGCGGGCCUGCUCCAGACUGCCUUCAUCUGCAGUUACAUGAUCCUGUCUCCCAUAUUUGGCUACCUCGGUGAUCGUUACAACAGAAAAAUCAUUAUGUGCUUUGGUAUAUUCUUCUGGUCUGCAGUGACGCUGGCAGGAUCCUUCAUCCCAGCAGACCAUUUCUGGGCGUUCAUCCUUCUACGGGGAUGCGUAGGUGUCGGUGAAGCCAGUUAUUCCACAAUUGCUCCAACUCUUAUAGCUGAUCUCUUUGUGAAGGAAAUGAGGACCAAAAUGUUGGCAGUAUUCUACUUUGCCAUUCCAGUGGGAAGUGGACUUGGGUACAUAGUAGGCUCAAAUGUUGCUGAUGCAGCAGGCUCAUGGCACUGGGCUUUGAGGGUAACGCCCGGUGCAGGGUUGGUCUGUUGUGUACUUAUCAUAUUCGUGGUGUAUGAGCCGGCCCGUGGUGAAUCUGAGGGCGGUGUCCAUUUAACACCAACCAGUUGGUUUGUGGACGUCAAACAACUUUGCAAGAAUAAAAGUUUUAUGCUUUCCACGUUCGGAUUCACAUGUGUUGCAUUUACCACCGGUGCCCUUGCCUUUUGGGCACCACUCUUCAUGGAAAACUCUAUAACAGUGCUAACAGGUGAACAGGCAGAUGCACCACAAGUGGCUCUUAUAUUUGGUGUUGUGACGUGUCUAGCAGGAUUCAUUGGUGUUGGACUCGGUGCGGAAUCAGCCAGACGUUUAAGGCGUCUUAACCCACGAGCUGACCCACUUGUGUGUGCAUUUGGGAUGCUGGCCUGUACUCCAUUCUUAUUCUUUGCUCUUGUGAUGUCUAAAUAUAACACCAUUGCCACAUGGUGCCUCAUAUUUAUUGGUGAAACGUUAUUAUGUUUAAAUUGGUCGAUCGUGGCUGAUAUGUUAUUAUAUGUGGUAAUACCAACGAGGCGAUCUACAGCUGAGGCAUUCCAGAUCUUAGUGUCACAUGCAUUAGGUGAUGCUGGCAGUCCAUACGUCAUCGGAGUGAUUUCUGAUAUGCUCAAAGCACAGCAUGAUACAGUGACAGCUUAUACAGAUUACGUCAGUCUUCAGUAUGCCCUGUACAGUACAGCAUUCAUUUGUGUGCUAGGUGGAGCCGGUUUCCUAGCAACGGCCCUGUUCAUACAGCGGGACAAACACAAAGCGGAGAUGAUAAUAAAGGGACGAGACCCAGGGUUACCCUCUACGGGUUCGACCGCAACUUAUAGCUCCGAGGAUGGUCAAAAUACAGGAAUGAUGCUCGAGUACAAGACUAGUCAAAAUCGCGUUUAUCUCGGACAACCUCACAUCAUCUGCGAUGGCUCAAGCGACGAAAGUUUACUCAAUCACGGCGAGAUAUCGGUGAUCGGGACGCAGUCAACGUUAAUCGAGGGCCCAACUAUCAGUGACCCGGUCGCAUAAACGAAAGAACUUGAACAACGAAAGGUUGCAAGUCAAGACACCUUGGCAAAGGACACAUCGAAUGAAAAGGACUAUCUGCACCCGAUCUGACUGAGCGGCCUCGAAAAGGAUCCUGGUCAUUUUUCUGGGAAUAGACUCUACAACUAGGCAUGAGAACAUUGAACCAACGAUUAUUGUUCAUUAUGAAUAACAAGAUGGAAUUGAUGUAUAUGUUGAGGCCUAGCAUACCGGUAGGGUACAUGGUGAAUACUUCCUUUGAAGCAUUCAUUUCUCCAAAAUAUCGGUGGUGUCCAACAGCCUAAAAGUUCAAAAGUUUUGGUAAUUGAAAUAGCAUACAUUUUAGCUCUGAAAAGUCAAAUGACAAAACAGUAAACUAUUGUAUACUGCCACAAUAUAAAAACAAGACAAAUAUUGCUAUUGCAACUUUGGCGGAAAUGUACUUCGAAGUGAUCAAGAUAAUCCUAUUCCAAGUUAGAGGCAGCUAUUUUGACUCAGGUGAACAACUAAGGCCCUGUGUGCUGAGAACAUGGAGAUCCCAUAACUUUCCCUUGGCUAUAUGUCCUGAACAUAGUGUGUUCUAAGAUCUUCCCUCUGUGGCUCAGGAAUCGAUGAUCUCCCUCUGUGGCCUGAACAAGUAGGGAUUCAUUCAUUUCCCUGAACAUAGUGAUUCUAAGAUUUCCCUCUUGAGUUGGUAUGGCUCAAUAGGAAAUCUGAAAUUUCACUUUCUGGCCUGAAGAAACAAAACAUUUCUUGAUAUUCCAUGCAUCAGUUUUGAAGUGACUUGUGGCACCGUGUGGACAUGUGUGAAAAAACCCUGAUUUGUUGUGGUUGUGUAGUUCAGUCAUUCUGUAGACAUGCACCAGUCAUUGCCUGUCGAUUGUCUGGCAUGGCGCCAAGACGAACAGUCAUUAGAGGUCUUAAACCGCGAGACUGAUAAACAUUAAAGGAGAAGUCUGGUAAUAUACUGACCAUGGUCACAACAGUACUCUAUAUGUACAAAAGGAGAACAGCAAUUCAUCCUAAACUAUUAGUCUGCAAGAAGAAGUGGUAACACCGUGUCUAACAGUGUUGCCCUUCAUGAAUAAGGACAGUAACUAUUGUGAUGGUUGUUGGGAAAAACAAUUGAAGAUGAUUCACUUGGCUCCUUUUGCAACUGUCCUAAUCAUGUGUAUGUAUUCAUUGCCAACUUACCUGUAAAUACUGGCCACUUGUGGCCUUGUAAAUAUUUGUAUAUUUUUGUUGCAACUUGGCUUUGUAUAGAUGUGGAAAAUAGUCCUACUCAUUUGUGCAAUUGUUUGCAAGUGUGAAAGUGUCUGGUCACGACUAAAAGUUCUGUUAUAGUUUCUAUUUAAUUCAGUUAUGUGCUCUGUUUAGUUAUGUUAGUUUUUAUGUUAGUGCCAAUUGUGUUGAAUUCAUAACGAAAUCUUGAAAUGGUGACUUCUCAUCAAAAUGACAUGGGGGACUGCACCAUUAAAUUGGUGAAGAAGCUGCUAUUGGUUAUGUUGUGAAGACACGUGAUGUGCUCCAUUCCGAUGUGAGAUCUGCAAGUACUGUAAUGAAGAUCAAAAGUAUACAUUCCCACAAACUUGGUAGAGUUGCUGCCAUGUUCUUCACGGUUUGAACCGAUGUCAACAACAGUAUAACUCCAACUUGUAAAGAUCGACAUUUCUAAUUGGUCACACUUGGUAGAUUAUGGAACAAAGUGUUUUGUUGAGGUUUAAUUUGUAUGCUUUAUUUAUCCUGUCACUAAUCCUAUUAUUUGUAUAUUGUCAAUCUUUUGAAACUCUUCUUUUAUCGCAUCACUUAAUAGGAAAUGGUAUGAUUGUAUCACAUGGAUGUGAAGUGUGCUCUGCUAUAUGCGUCAUGGUCAUUUUGUGCACAAUCCGACCUUGCCAAUAACUCAAUGUCUGUCUUUGGCCCCGAGCACUUAUUUGCCAGAGUGGGUCACACACCAGAAACUUGGUGGUCGCAUCUUGAAAACUUGCACCAUUUCUUGUUAAGGUGAUGAGAUAACACUGAAGUGGUAUUAGACUUUAGUUAUUGGAUAGAGUAUGACCAAUCAUAAACCUGUAGAUGUCCUAAUAAAGCGUUUUCACUAAGAGGUGUAUAAUAUGAAAAAAAAGUGGUGCAAUAUCUCAACUCUUGUGUGGAUAUUGUACUCCUUACAAAAAAAAUUAAAAUGCCCAAAAAAUAUAAAAAUAUGUACAGUUGCUUCUCAAGGGAUUUGUAUUAAAUAACGUUGAUGUACAUGUAAAUAUCAUUCCUUCUUCUGGUGAUGUAAAUAUAAAGAUCAUGGUGCCCUUGCGAAUGUCAUACUCCUGUAAAAUGUCACGUAAUGUUCUGGACUGUAGUGCUUUCAUGUGAUGUCAGUCAUCGUUUGGGAUAUUGUAAAACAAGCACAGUGUGACCAGUUGGUUAGUUAUUUAAUAACUAACCAACUGGUCACACUAAUAUUUUUAUGAAAUGGAUAUCUAUGAGAUAAACCAUUUUGUUGGUUUGUCAAACAAUUGGCUCAUGUAGAAAAUACUUGAAAUGCAGAAAUGUUACCUAGAUGCAGUUUCUGCUAUGCUCCACUUUGUUGAUGGUGUUUAUUUAAAAGAGAAUUGAUGAUGUUUAGUUUCAAGGUAUCUUGUGGAAAGAUACCGUAUUGAAUGAGUUUAGAGUGUGAAUAUGUAGAAAAAAUCUAAAUUAUUUUGUUUGCAUUUCUUACCUGGGUAAGAUUAUUGUUUUUCAGUAAGAUUUUACAGCUGUUAAUUUUGGCUUGCUUAUUUGAAUUAUCUAGUGUCUUGUUGAGUGUUAGCAUAUAUCAUAUGAUUGAGGUAUAGGUACCACCAGGUGUCCUAGCUAAAUGUGGUAUAACUCCGUCACUAAUGAGAUGAAUGAAUUCGAAAAGGAUUUCUGUUUGAUUAUCAGAUAAUUUGUUUGACCUUGUAGUGAAUACUUGGAUACAGAUGCUUCAAGUGCAAACUUUUACCCAAAAAUCUAACACUGUGUCUGUCAACUGCAUCAGGCUUUUACAGCUCAAAACUUGAAAAAUACCUCGCAGACAAACUACAAUCAUGAAAAGAAUGUAACAAAAUUGUCUUAUGUAUUGUAAAUAAAGAGAAAUCAAUGGGUUCAAACUAUUACUGUCUCAGGAAUUGGACCUAUUUAUUGGAUUUCUUUAGAAGAGGGAUUAUUUUUCCUGUUAUUCGGCUUUUGGAACGAAACUGCUUGUAUAUUCAUGAUACAUGUACAUGAUACUUCUGUGUUUUUAUCUAUCAUAAACUACCUGCUUCAUGCUAUCAACUACAGUCAACCCCUUGUGAGUAUAAAACAUUGCCUUGAUCAGGAAUCUUCUGCUUCAAAUGACAGGUUUUGACCGUCAUGAAUGCACAUUGACUUGACUGCUUGAAAAAGUCAGAAUCAAGUGGUAGCUUCAUAUUCCACCUUGGAUGUGCUAUUUCUGAAAAAAUAACGAUUUAAUCAUUUUGGUAUUCAUAGCCAUUUGUCAGCUUAUUCAACAGAUAUGAUGACAUAUUACUGGGAGUUUACUGUAGUAUCUUUAGCACCUAUCUUUGCAAUACUAUCUUCAUCAUUGCAGAGACAUUUGCUGUGACAUUAUCAAAAGUGGGUGCCAUAUUGGCAGUCGACCAUAUGUCCAUUCAGCAUCAAACAUAGUUCCAUUGCUGCUGAAAGCAGUAUGGUGGCAGCACCUGUCUCACAAUGUCUCCUGGCAGUUGUUUUAAUUUGCGGCAGUAUCAAUUAUUUGCAUUGCAGUCACCAUGCUGUGGACUUCCAAUGAUUGAGCUGCAGGAGAUGACUGCACUCGCAGGUUUUCCAAUAUCUUAUAUCAAACUGUGCAGUGUGUGAAAGUUAUCAUGCAUUUGAAUAAAAAAUCAAAAAUAAAUUGUA